UAGCCAUGUCUCUCCAUCUCACCACCGUCUCUUCCCUCUUACCACCGCCACAACAUCCGCCUCCUCUCUCCACCGCCUCCUGCUUCUCAGAUCCGACCUCCACAACCACAACAAACAGUGAGCUCGUCCCUCCCUCCAUCCUUGUCGCCUCCUGUAGCCAUCGCUGUCUUCUGUGACUCCGACCCCCACCAUAACGCCCUCCUCCUGCGACCACCAUCCUUUCUACCCCGGUCACAAUUGCCUCUUCCUUCUUCUCGACCUAACCACCACCAAAGUCAGGGAAGAGAGAUAGCAGAGAGAAGAGGGAGACUGACGUACAGAGAGAGAAUUAUUCAGCUGAAAACCCGAUUUUGCCCUUGUACUUUAAUAAAAAUUACAAAAAAAAGUAACUGCUGUCGUAUUUGUGUCUAAAUAUGUGUGUUCAUCUAUUCUGUAAAAUAAAAUAUUUGUUUUCUCUUUCUCUUCUUUUUCUCUUCCUAUCAUUUUUGAAUCUCGCAUCGAAUCAAGCUCUUGUCGUUUCACUCUCAAUCAUAAGGAUUUAAACUUUUCAUGAUUUGAGAAUUUCAUGAAAUUUGAGUAGUGGAAAAUUCACAUGCAUGAGUGAAAUUGAAGGAUUCAUUGAUAUUUUGAUUGAUAUAUUAAGCUAAUGAUGGCUUCAGCUGCUGUUAAUUUCGUGAACACUACAUUAAAUUGGGUUACAUAUGCUUUAGAUGCACCUUCUGCAAGAGCUAUAGUUUUUGGAUAUAAUUUUGGUGGACAUUUAUUUAUUGAAGUUUUUCUCUUGGUGGUCAUACUUUUCUUGCUUUCUCAGAAAAGUUACAAGCCUCCUAAAAGACCUUUGACAAACAAGGAAAUUGACGAGUUAUGUGAUGAAUGGGUUCCACAACCGCUUAUUCCUUCUCUUGAUAAAGAUAUGCACUAUGAACCACCAGUGCUGGAGAGUGCUGCUGGCCCUCAUACCAUAGUUAAUGGUAAAGAAGUUAUCAAUUUUGCUUCAGCAAACUAUCUUGGGCUUAUAGGUCAUCAAAAGUUACUUGACUCAUGCACUUCUGCUUUAGAGAAAUAUGGUGUUGGUUCAUGUGGCCCCCGUGGAUUUUAUGGAACAAUUGAUGUACAUCUUGACUGUGAAGCAAGAAUAGCAAAAUUUUUACGAACGCCUGAUUCAAUUCUAUACUCUUAUGGACUUUCCACCAUGUUCAGUGCUAUUCCUGCUUUUUCUAAAAAAGGAGAUAUAAUUGUGGCGGAUGAAGGAGUCCACUGGGGAAUACAGAAUGGCCUUUAUCUUUCUAGAAGCACUGUCGUGUAUUUUAAGCACAAUGACAUGGAUUCUUUAGAAGAAACAUUAGAGAAGCUUAGUUCUAAAUAUAAGCACACCAAGAAUUUGAGGCGUUAUAUUGUUGUCGAAGCUCUCUACCAGAAUUCUGGUCAAAUAGCACCCUUAGAUGAUAUCAUUAAAUUGAAGGAAAAAUAUCGGUUUCGUAUUUUACUGGAUGAGAGCAACUCAUUUGGCGUGCUUGGAAGUUCUGGAAGAGGUCUCACUGAACACUAUGGAGUUCCAGUUGAGAAGUUAGAUCUUAUAACUGCUGCUAUGGGACAUGCAUUGGCCACAGAAGGAGGAUUCUGCACCGGAAGUGCAAGAGUUAUAGAUCACCAGCGAUUGAGUAGCUCUGGCUACGUCUUUUCUGCUUCUUUGCCUCCAUAUCUUGCAAGCGCUGCAAUUACAGCUAUUGAUGUCCUUGACGAAAAUCCCAAUGUAUUAACAAAGUUGAAGAACAACAUUGCUGUGUUAUGGAAAGGGUUGUUGGAAAUACCAGGCUUCACGAUUGCGAGUCAUCCAGAGUCACCAAUUGUUUAUUUGAGAUUAAAGAAGUCAACGGGUUCUUUGAAUGAUGACCUACGCCUGCUUGAAAAUAUUGCCGAACGUGUUUUGAAAGAAGAUUCUGUAUUUGUGGCGACUUCUCGAAGAUCAACAUUAGACAAGUGCCGUUUACCUGUCGGAAUAAGAUUGUUUGUUUCUGCAGGGCAUUCAGAGUCCGAUGUUCACAAGGCAUCUGAAUCAUUGAAAAGGGUUGCUGCAUUAGUUUUGUAGACUGUAACCUUUUAUGUAAUGUAAUAUUGUAUGGGCUAGCUUAGGGUAACACUAUUUUUUUGCGUGUUGCUCGUUGAUACGUGUUAAGUGAUAGAAUAAGGAUUUAAGUUUCUAAUUGUGAGUUGGGGAAUUGCUUAUGAAUUCAUUCGGAUAUUUUUUCCGGUACUCUUUGCAUGUUAGAAGUGUUAAUACUAAACUGUUCAUUUGUUUUAUCAAAAAAA
This is a messenger RNA of Medicago truncatula (barrel medic), 2310 nucleotides long. RefSeq names its product long chain base biosynthesis protein 1. NCBI's taxonomy places the organism in Eukaryota, Viridiplantae, Streptophyta, Magnoliopsida, Fabales, Fabaceae. The transcript has 13 exons. Gene Ontology annotation, molecular function: pyridoxal phosphate binding; serine C-palmitoyltransferase activity. Gene Ontology annotation, biological process: sphingosine biosynthetic process; ceramide biosynthetic process. Bases 647 to 2089 code for a protein of 480 amino acids. Gene Ontology annotation, cellular component: endoplasmic reticulum. The record is from RefSeq and is a predicted model, not a curated record.